This is a messenger RNA of Salpingoeca rosetta, 2187 nucleotides long. RefSeq lists its product as uncharacterized. The transcript has 5 exons. Gene Ontology annotation, molecular function: protein binding. The record is from RefSeq and is a predicted model, not a curated record. Lineage: Eukaryota; Choanoflagellata; Craspedida; Salpingoecidae. The coding region runs from base 1 to 2187 and encodes 728 amino acids.
AUGCAUGUGCCACUGAGCGACAUCAAGGCGUGGUGUCGUUUGCGUCCUGGCAGCGACAGCAACCGCAGCAGCAGCAGCAACCGCAGCAGCAAACGCAGCAGCUCCUGCUCAUGUGGUUGCUUCCAGAAUGCGUUGUCAACCACGCUCAUGUUGGCGCUGCUGUUGGUGCUGGGAAGCGCUGGGUUUGGCUAUGCCGUGAACGUGGACCAGUGUUCUGGCACAGAGACCAUCUCCCUGACAGCCUUGAACACGGACCAGCUCGGCUUCACUGGAUCGCAAACGUGCGAUGUCGUGUACCCUGCCGUGACAUCCAUCAACUACCACAGCAUCGUGGCCACGGGCUCCGGCAGCCUCACCGUGCACAUGCCGGUCGUCACGACCAUCUCCAACCUCUUUCUGCGAGCACAAGAAUCGGCCCACCUCACCGUCAUCAUCGGCUCUCCAACCAACCCCGUACUGUACACCGUCAACGGGUUCCAAAUCACCAGCAGCACUACAGGAAGCCUUGAUGUGUAUGUGUAUGGCAUCUGCGCUGGCUCGUGGAUCAAUUUGAGCGUUGCGCUGGUGCAGCCGCAAGCGGUCGCCAAUCUCCGCAUCUUCGGGUUCUCCGGCGUGAGUCGCAGCAGUGCAAUCAUGCCUGGCCUCGUCACGUGGAACGGGGCUGUGUAUCCACCAGGAACGUCGCAGUGCAGUGGACCACCCUUCCCGGACCCGGUGGCGACGACCACGACGACAACAACAACGCACAGCAUCGAAAUCAAUGGCGUGCCUGCAAGCACGGGCUUCAAGGGCGUCUGGCGAAAUGGCAGCGCGGUGGGGAUUGGCCGAAAGCGGUCCGCCAGCGGCCACAGCACGCUCGUCAUCGCUGCACUGGACGUCGUGCACGUGCACACCAACGCCACAUCACCACCAGCACCACCUUCAUCGCCAUCGCAAUAUGACGAGAGCUCCCAACAGCAGCAGCAUCAGCAGCAGCAGCAGCAGCAGCAGCAACAACAACAACAACAACGGCCACGGAUUGAGCGCAAGCAAGGCAGCGAUGUCAUCUCGUUGCAUGCAGGCAACGUGCUGUGGAACGGGAAAAUGUUUGACGUCAACGCGCUGGCCCUCGAUGCCUUCAAGGACGAGGAUGACGCAACAGCGCUGCUUGUGGUGUCGGGACAGGCAAAGAGUGGCAGCGGCACACAGCGGGUGCAGUGCUACACGGUGGCCAUGGACACGUGGACGACGCUCCCCCCAUAUCCACAGGUGGUGUACCGCAGCCAGGCUGUUCAGCGACCCGACGGUGUGGUGGUGGUGACCGGUGGCUACAACGGUCACGCCAACGUUGUGCCAGCGACAACCAAGACAUACACGCUUCGCAUGAGGAGCGGGUGUGCGGUGGAAAGUGGCGCUGUGUGGGAGGCUGGCCCGAGCAUGAACACGGCACGCAUGCUGCAUCACACGACCGUUGACCAUGCAGGUAACGUGUUUGUGUUCGGCGGAAUGGCAGGGCGUGGCCUUGGCGCAGUGCAGAGCGUGGAGGUGUGGCAAGCGCACGCGCUGGCGUGGGAGCCGGUGGUUGUGGACAACAACCUGAUGCCUGCGCGGGUGCUGGGCAGCAAGUGGCUGGUGGAGGAAGCGGGGUCAUCAUCAACACCAGCAACAGAGCGGCGAUUGCUGGCCGCAACACAGCCCCACCUGUUGUUCCCGACUGAGGAUGGGAAUGCUGGUGAUGGCUACCUGCGGUUGACAGUGAAUGGCACGUGGGAGGUGGCGCCUGUAUCCAGAACCAGCAUCACCACCCAACCUCAUUUUGCAGCCGCCGCGCCAAGAUCGGCGUUGUCGGCACUCUCCUCGUCGCUUGCAUACGUGUACCGUGAUGGAAACACAGGCAGCCCUCUACAGCUGGUGCAGCUGCGCGAAGACAGCAACACGUGGACGGAGACGACGGUGGUGGAUGGAUCGUCCAGUGCCUUGGAAUCGCUCUACAACCCCACCAUCAUCACCGUGCGGGAUGCCGUGUACAUCCAAGGUGGACUGGACAAGUCAAGUGGCACGCUGCCCGCAUCGCGCAAGCUGUAUCGAGUGGACAUUACUGUGGAUGGCAGCAGCAGCAGCAGCAGCAGCGCCAGUGCGACUUUGCACCAGCUCGCGUCGAUGCCUGAUGGAGGCCAGGAGCGCGCUGGCGUGUGUGGACUGGCGUGA